Colletotrichum destructivum is the source of this 1416-nucleotide messenger RNA. Its product is annotated as Putative peroxisome biogenesis factor 2/10. Gene Ontology annotation, molecular function: zinc ion binding. Lineage: Eukaryota; Fungi; Ascomycota; Sordariomycetes; Glomerellales; Glomerellaceae. Gene Ontology annotation, biological process: protein import into peroxisome matrix. Bases 1 to 1416 code for a protein of 471 amino acids. The transcript has a single exon. Gene Ontology annotation, cellular component: peroxisomal membrane. The record is from RefSeq and is a predicted model, not a curated record.
AUGACAUCGACCAACUUUGCGCAAGCGCAACAGCGCCUCGCAGCCCGACGACAAGCCCGCGAAGCCGACAACGCAGCCCGCAUUGCCGCGCAACGCGAAACAUCACGAGCUCGCGCCCAGAUCGAUCGUUUGCCGUUCCCUUUCAGUCGCCUUGGCUCGGCUUGGGACUCGGUAUCAUCGCAAGAGGGGACGCGCCCCGCGUUCAGGGUUGGUCAGGUUGACGCCGAAUUGCUGGAUGACGAGCUGCUGGAACUCCUCCGCGGCCAGGUCGGCGAUGCAGUCAAAUACUUUGCCGGCGGCCACCUGAAAGACGACUGGUCCGCAGAAAUACUGUUGGCACUCCGCGCUAUCCUGUUCAAGUUGACGGUUUGGGACAACGAUGCGACGUACGGCGCGGCCUUGCAGAACCUAAAAUAUACGGAUGCGCGCACGAACGGUUCAGCCCUGGUCCCGCCGUCCAAGUGGCAGAAGUCCUUGUACGGACUGACCACAGUCUUGGGGAAAUACGGUUGGGAGAAAUGGGAGAACUGGCUCCUGGAACAUGAUGACGGAUAUAGCGACGAUCCAAAUCCUCGCCUGCAACGGAUGUCAAGGAUCACAUCCCGGAUCACGACGCUGCAUGCCGGCGCCGCCUUCGUGUCUUUCCUUGUCUUUCUUCUGCAAGGACGGUACCGCACCCUCCUGGACAGGGUCUUGAGAAUGCGCCUGGCUUCCCCAACCAGCCAGGUGAGUCGAGAGGUAUCCUUCGAGUACCUCAAUCGGCAACUCGUGUGGCACGCCUUUACGGAAUUCUUACUCUUCAUACUACCACUCGUUGGCAUCAACCGGUGGAGGAGGUGGAUCUCGCGGACAUGGCGCAAGACGAAAGAGAUCAUCACCACGAAGGGGGACGACGAGAAGACGACAAAUGGCGAACUUGGCUUCCUGCCUGAGCGCACCUGUGCCAUCUGCUACCAAGACCAGAACGCGCUUGCAAGCACCGAAACCGAGAUCAUGGCGGCGGCCGCAUCAAGUGGCGUCAUCGGUUCGGCUCAGACUGACAUCACCAAUCCAUACGAGACAAUUCCCUGCGGGUGCGUCUAUUGCUUUGUCUGCCUCGCAACUCGUCUCGAGAGAGAAGAGGGUGAGGGCUGGACGUGUCUUAGGUGCGGCGAGCUUGUCAAAGAAUGCAAGCCCUGGAGCGGCGACGUCCUCGAGCCGCCAAGAAAGUCACCCACUGCAAAGGUCGUUGCCUUUUCUGACGACGCCAAGGACGUCGAAAGUGACGUGGAGGUGGAGUGUGAAGCUGAUGUCGAAGCCGACGGGGGAGUUGACAACGAGUUUGUCGACGUCCCUCAGGACAAAGACUACUCUACCGACAGUACCGACACUGGCGACUCGGAAGGCUUCGAGGAGACCAUGGAUCAGGAUGAAUAA